AUGUCGCUCCAAAAUCCAAAAUCAUGGAAAAGUGUUUUACAAGAAUAUUGUCAAAAAAACAAGCUUCAAGCGCCUAAUUAUCGAACUCAACAACAAGAAAGUGCUUCGCAUGAGAUAAGAUUUCAAUCAGAAGUCGAAGUCAAUGAAAGUUGGAUCAUGGGAGAAGGAAACUUUACAUCGAAAAAAGAUGCUGAAAAUUCAGCAGCUCAAAUAGCAUAUAAUGAGCUUUGUAAAAAUAAGACGGAAAUUGGUGUGGCUGAGGUAGAUCAUAGUCCAACUAAACAUAUGCCUAAAGAAUAUGAAAAUAUUGAAAACUUCUUAGCAAAUAUGGUGGGAUCAUUUGGCGGUACAAUUCGAAAAGUUCGAUCCCCAGAUGCACAUGGAAGAUACAGACUGGAAAUCGGAGGUAAUUAUCGAUACUGUGAUAAUAUUCGUGAUCAUCAUAAGAAAAAUCAAGUUUAUUUUCUUGUGGAUCCCGUUAAUCUGGUAUAUUAUCAAAAAUGUUAUGAUCCUGACUGCCAAGGUUUUCAAUCAGCAAAACAACGGAUUUAUAUGAAGGAAAUCACGAACAACCAAGAACUAAUUAAUUCUAACAGUAAACUUUCGAAUUUACCAGAUACAAAUUGA
Molecule: messenger RNA, 627 nt
Organism: Adineta steineri
Lineage: Eukaryota; Metazoa; Rotifera; Eurotatoria; Adinetida; Adinetidae
Source: the annotation of a GenBank genome assembly